AUGGCGUUAGAGUUUAAGAAGGAAGAUACUGUCUUGACUGCCGGAGAUUGGCCCAAGCUCCUCAAGUUUUUGAGCGCCAAGCGCCACAAGAAUGUGGUUUUGACGCUGACAGUAGAUCGUAACGUACCUACUGCACCCCGAGCUCUCCCAACGCCAGAAGAGGCAGCGACAAAUGCAAAGGCUACCUUGAGUGACACACCACUGCACACCUUGGCCCUCAUCAUCCAGAGCAGCGAGAAAGGGGAUAAGCCUGUGAAAGCUUCCGAGCUGAAGCUGCAACUGGAUGCCGCUCACAAGUUCUUGAUGGAGCAGCCAGCAUAUGCCACGCAAGCUGCUUACAGUGACUGCUCCGUCACAUCGCAUGACGCAGCCUUGGAAAAGCUAAAGUCGGAUGGCGUGGAAGUUGAGGAUGAGAAAAGCGACAGCCGCAAACGCGAGUAUGAAGAUGGAAUAGAGUUGUUCAACAUGGCCGAGUCUCUGUUUCAGCUGUUCCUCCCGCUCGACUGCGACGGCCCAACAACAGGCAAAUUUUGGGGUGCCGUCCGGGACCUGGCUCGCGGUGCCAAAAGGCAGGAUGAUAAGUCUCCUGAAACUGCAGCCUCUCGUCGCAGAGGUCGUGAAUUGCGGAUGAACCAGGAAACAGUCCUGAGAUCGUUGCGGCUGAUGUACCCCAAGAUCAAAAUUUUCCAAGGCAUCAUGUCGAACGUGCCGGAAGAGUAUCGUAUUAAGCUGGAAGCGCCGCGGCAAUUUGUUACGGCCUGGCUCCACGUCAUUAGUGGCCUGGUCUUGUGUCGCGCGGGGGACAGUUCAUGGGAGUCGCACAUUUCCAUUGCUCAGAGGAGACUCUUGAUGGAGGGAAUGGACAAGAUGAUCCAAGCUCUUCCGGCGCAUAAUCUGCUAGACAGUGUCGUUUUGCAACCUUUUGAGAUUGCCUCGCUUGCCGUGCUGAAGCUGAUGCAGGAUCGUGCAUCGCAGCCUGAUGAUAUCAACGAGACGUACUCUCAGUACCUAGCAUCUUUGGACAAUGAUAUUACGACAAAGCCGUCUGACAGAUCGUACCAGCAUCGAAUCGAUCUUGUCAGACGAGAGAUCUCCGCCGUUCGAAGAACAGUCACUCGCCAGCGACACAUUGUAGCAACCAUGAGGCAAACCAUCUAUCCCAACGCGAUGACCGACUUCUUCCGAGGCGGCGACGAUGAUGUUUACGUGCCUCGGGGCAGAUACACCAACAAUGUCAGGAGCACACGCAACGAUUACUACACGGAGGCCCGACGAGAAGAGGAUCACACAAGCUUCGAUUACAACCUGAAGGUGUCGCCCAUAGACAAGAACGGCUUCCGUGGCCUGCUCUUGACCGAGAACUCGAAACAACUUGACCAGCGCGACUUUGAGUUUCGACGAUACGUGGAAUUCGUGGAUGACCUGGAGCGGACCGUCGCCUUUAAGAUGAACUGGACCAAGGAUCGGCAGGAGAACGCCGUGUACGCGUUCACGAUUGUGACGAUCGUCUUCCUGCCGCUGAGCGCGGUGGCCGGCAUUUUCGGCAUGAACACGUCGGACGUGCGCGACAUGGACUACAGCCAGUGGCUGUUUUGGGUGGUGGCGCUGCCGGUGACGAUCCUGGUGAUCGUGGUCGGGCUCUGGUGGAUGAACGAGCUGGGCAACGUGGUGCGAUGGCUCACCGGGCAGCGGUCGGCCGGCGGCGGCGGCGGUCCUGCGGUUGGCACGGGUUACGGAGGCGUGACGGCGGAGUCGGCCGAUUUCGGGUACUACUCGGACGGAGAAGAGGACAAGCUGCGGCGGCGGCGCUACAGCGUGAGGCGGACGUUGACGGAGAGCCCUCUGGGAUACAGCAGUAGACGAUCGGAGAUGCGGCAGCGACGAGUGCGAAUGCCGUAG
Molecule: messenger RNA, 1899 nt
Organism: Cordyceps fumosorosea ARSEF 2679
Lineage: Eukaryota; Fungi; Ascomycota; Sordariomycetes; Hypocreales; Cordycipitaceae
Product: Mg2+ transporter protein, CorA-like protein
Exons: 3
Coding region: 1-1899 (632 amino acids)
Biological process (GO): metal ion transport; transmembrane transport
Cellular component (GO): membrane
Molecular function (GO): cobalt ion transmembrane transporter activity; magnesium ion binding; cobalt ion binding
Source: RefSeq, a predicted model, not a curated record